This is a messenger RNA of Rhipicephalus sanguineus (brown dog tick), 8324 nucleotides long. Its product is annotated as fructose-2,6-bisphosphatase TIGAR. Gene Ontology annotation, biological process: regulation of pentose-phosphate shunt; fructose 2,6-bisphosphate metabolic process; negative regulation of programmed cell death. Bases 173 to 1294 code for a protein of 373 amino acids. The record is from RefSeq and is a predicted model, not a curated record. Gene Ontology annotation, molecular function: fructose-2,6-bisphosphate 2-phosphatase activity. Gene Ontology annotation, cellular component: cytosol. Lineage: Eukaryota; Metazoa; Arthropoda; Arachnida; Ixodida; Ixodidae. The transcript has 6 exons.
GAGCGCCCACAACCAGGGGAAAAGCGCGUCGUGUGUGUGUGCGUGUGUGUGAAUGUGUGUAUUUUUUUCGGGGGAAAAAAGAAAAGUGCGGUGAUACGAGUUUGUGUGUAAUAUGCGAGUAUCGUGAGAGAACCAGAGCGCGAAGCCGUGAGGAAGCCGUGUGCCUUACUUGAUGACUAUUUUUUCGCCCCCGAAGUUCCUUAAAACGGGGGUUAUGUUUGCACUUACCUUGGUCCGCCAUGGGGAGACACUUCACAACAAAGACAACGUCAUUCAAGGUCAGCUGGAUGUACCGCUGUCGGCCAUCGGCCUCGAGCAGGCCGAGCUGCUGGGCAAGCACCUGCAGCAGCAGAGGUUCACUCACGUCUACAGCAGCGACCUGUCACGUGCCAAACAGACAGCCCAGUCCAUUUUGGAGAAGAAUCAGGUGACCCCAGGGCCCAUUGUUGAAGACCAGCGGCUGCGAGAACGGAAAUUUGGCACGGUGGAAGGCCGUAGUUUUGGCUACCUGAAGGAGGCAUCCAACAAGGCCAAUCAGUCGGUGAGCUCCUACACGCCGCCAGGCGCCGAGACGCUAGACCAGGUACGGAAGCGCGCUGUUGCCUUCUUUGAAGACCUCUGCCAGCUCCUUCGCGGGGCAUACCCGACGGAAGACCAGGAAAACCUGAGCCCCAGCAAACGGAAGCGUGAGGAACAGCCACCAUCACUGCCAUCGUCGCUGAGCAGCUCCCCUUCCUCAUUCCCACCUCCCUACAACUCCCCGUCAUCGGCGACGACGCCACCAUUCGCCGACGAACUCAUCCGCGCAGCGCUCGGCCCGAACGCUGAUGAAUCCGGUGUCGCAGCAGCUGCCGACCCAGCCCCCAACGUCUCCCUCUCCCCACUCGUCGAGCAGUGGCCGUCGUCUGGCGGCAACAAUCCGCCGCGGAAGCUGUCAGCGUGCAGUUCGUCGGACGAAGGAGACGGUGUCGGCGGAGGCGCGCUUUUGGCGAGCGUCCUCGUCGUAAGUCACGGUGCCCUCCUCCGCGAGAUGGUGCGGCACCUUGUUGAAGACCUCGGCUGCUGCGUGCCGGGCGGCCGCAACCAGGCCCUCCGCAUCAGCCCCAACGCAGGGAUAUCCAAGUUCACCGUGUCGGGACCGCGCGACCAUCCGCGCAUCGUCUGCCACCUGAUUCACGACCGGCAGCACCUGAUGGGAGGCAGCGCCUGCCCCAUCGUGAGCGGCGGAGAAGCGAUACCGCGGAGGCGGGAAUUGCAGUUGGCUGGUUUGUCGGCGGAUGCUACGGCGCUGUAGUUGGGAGGUGCACCGGGUUCGGGGAAAACGCUUGGAAAACUGUGAACUGGACAGUCUCGUUUUUUGUGUGCUGAAAGCACCUUAUGUUUUAAUUUUACUUCCUGAUUUUUUGUGAAGUGACAGCGGCCGAAGCAUUGGCAUGACUGCCACGUAUGGCUUUCCACGAGCCUCUUGGGCUAAAAAAGACAUCGAGGCUACCUGCUGACAUAAGAGCGUUUUAAGUGGCCGGCAACAGUGACGGGUCUGUCGUUUUUCGUGUCAAAUGUGUGUCGCUUACCUUUUUUUUGCACAUUGGUGCAAUUUUUUUUUUUUUCCACAUGGAAGCAGUAUUCUUGCACCUCAGGGGAACGGGACUGUCAACAUUGCGAGGACAAGGGCACUUUUCGCUUCGUACGCACUAAAUGCGCUCACACCCUUUGGGACGUUUUUGCUCGUGCAGCGAUGAUUGUCAUCUACACUGCAGAACUUUCCUUGCCUAAGCACCGCACAUUCGUUCCUUCCAGGUCACGGAGCGCACUGUCAGCAUGGCAUGGCAUUUUUGACGGUGAAGUACGCAGUGCCGAGUGUUCAGUAAAGAAAAGGGGAGCAAACCGGAUGGCGAUUAUUGCAGAUAGAAAGACGCCUCAAAGGGUGCGAUUGUGUUUAGAGUGUAGCAUCAUCUGCAUAUCCAGCAGACACGAGGUGCACUCAAGGGUGUGGAAAAUGUGGCCUGCUUGCCCUCGUUUUCUUCCUUGUUUUUUUGGCGCUAAGAUGGCGCAAUUGCUUCUGUUUUUCCCCUCGUUUCAAUCGUCUCUGUUUGCGUGGAAUCAGGAUUUUGCACCUUGCGUGAGAAUGGGACGUUUCUUUACAGCUGAAGCAGCAGAAAACCGAACAUUCUUUUUUGAAGCAGCCAUUUUUUGAUAGAAUCGUUAUUGAAGGAGUCGUGGUCCGUAAUGAGCAGCUCUCUGUAGUUGGCAGUGGCAGAUCGAAUUCUCCAAGGUUGUUGCACCUUAGUCCAGUCUGACCAAACAGUGUUUCGGAAACGGUUCAUUCGCGGUUCCAUUUCGUGACACCAGGUAUUUCAGAAUGAUAACUCAUUCUUUGUCCCCGGUUCUGUGACCGGUGUCCGUUGUUUUGCAAAGUUUAUCGGUUUUUGACUGGGACUGAAGAGCUAUGGCUUCUUGUUAAUAUCCCUACAUACACCCCCCCCUUUUUUUUAUAACCAUUUUCCUCAUUUUUUUUUCUCGUUGUCCUGGACACUAAGAAAGCUAGCACAAACUAUGUUCCACAUACAGAGCGGCAUUUCAUUGGUGACAAAUUUCUCGCUGUAAUGCACUUUUCAUUGGAGACUUCCCCGUAGUGUACGCAUAACAAGCGUCAUCAUACUUAGGAAAUGAAAACACUGCUUCUAGGACGUUGCCGACAUAACAGAUUGAAUCGCAGUGUUUGUGCACUUGUGGCCUUGAAGAAAACAGAAUUGGGUGUUAAUUUUUCUGUGCAUCUCUCCGAAGCUUUGUGUGGUCGAUACAUUUGGAAUUGAGUAAACCUACCUUUUUAUUUUUGUUUUGGUCGAGGCAGUUGUUCCUGCGCGCCUCCAUUAGAAAACUGAGGCAUACAGAAAUGGAAUGAGCUCACGUGGCCUUGGCCUCAGCUGACUUAAAUAUUUUUGUUUCGUGAUACCAUAUUUUUGUGAAAUAUUUCGCAAAGAGAAGGUUUCAUUAAAACGUUUUUUGGAGCAUUGGUAGCCCAAAGCUUCGAACGAAAUCUCUGUGAUUUUUUUUAAAUGGGAGCACCAUAGUUUAAUUUAUUGGGAUAUCGUAUUCUUCCCCAGACCUGGACAAUUUUUUUUUUUUUCGUGAACCACGAGCCUUUCUUUUCUGAGGAACUUGUAUAAAUUUGCGCAUGCAUGCAUGCACUAAUCGGUGCUGCUUGUCACUAGAUAGAGACAUUCUUUUAACCAAGAAAUCGAAUAAAAUUUUGUAAACGAAGUGUUUCAUGACAGCAGUGCAAAUCGUCAGCACACGCUGGUUGUAAUUACAGUUGGCUUAACCAUAAAUGUUCAGAUAAGAAAUCUCUCUGUUUUAUGUUUUCCUACCAGUGUACGAAAACCAACUGCUUCAGUAAAGCAGCUGUGAAAGAUGGAAUUUGUAACAUCUGCAUGAAAUGUGCUACAAAUGUUAAUUAAGGGUUAUUACCAGCUGCCUAUGAUUAGUCUAUCUGAAUGUAUUCUGCUGUGUUAAUUUGCAGCAAUGUCAAAUAAACUGCCAGAGGUGACAGGGUAAAGUUAGCUUUCACUUGUCCGACCAUCUUGUUCAGUAUAUCGGUGUUUACUUUAAUCUUUCUGCCCCCCCUUUGUCGCAUCUGCUAUCCUAUUCGGAAGAUUGUUAUCUUGAUAAUAAUAUCGUAUCAAAAUAGCAGAUACCUGAAUAUAAUUUUCCGGAUAAGAUGGCAGAUACCUGAAUGCAAUUUUUCAGAAAAGGUAGCAGCACCAUCCUAUCAAAAACUUUGCAUUUAGGUUCAAAAAUGAAAGGAUUACCUUGAAAAAGAUUGAAUAAAGAUCGGGCUCUCUUUUUUGUUGUUGUUGUUGCUAUUCUGUUUGCUGGAAGCACUGCUAAACUCGGCGUGUCUAAAGUUAAACUCGUGUGUAUGUGAACAAUGCUACGUUCAUCAGGGCUGAGGAUAUGUGGUUAUUUCUAGUACUAGAGGGUAUUAGAGAACUCCAGCUUGCAGAAGAAUAUCACAACUGCCUUAGUGCUCAUUUCCGGCUCAUUUUCGAAGUCUCCAAAAGCAUUUAAUACCAGGGCUAUGGUAAUUGAAUUUUUAGUGUUGUUGGGGUCCUCUGCAGUCUCCAUAAUGUCAGUCCUGAUGUUAUUGCAUUUUGACUGAAGUUUCAUUUUUUUUUGCUGUGCGUAUGCAAAUGGAUUUAUGUCUCAGCUACAUGUUCGCAAAGCGUACUAUAAUAAUUGUUUUAUUGUCGAAACAUGGCGAUUAAGUUCCACUUGUGUACCUUGCAAAAUUUUUUCACUGUCGUCCAACCGUGGGUUGCUUGUUCACAUUUGCCAAAACCUAGCCACGCUUUUUAGCUUUUGGUCAGUGCCUCACUGCCAUUUCCUUCCACAGCGUUGAUUUCCAGAUGAGUUGCCAUGGUACUUUUUACAAAAUGUUCAAUCAAUGAAUCAAUGCAGUUGACAAACAAAAAAGAGCACACGUGAGGGUGAACACGAAAGCAAAGAAGAUGCACGUACUACAGCACCAAAACGUCUCUUGCCUCUGUUCCAGUUCUCGCGUUUGCAUUGUUUUUCGUUUGUUCAAGAUGCAUCUACUAACUCUUGUCUCUGCUGUAUGGAAUAUGUUACGUUUCACCAGCAGAACCUCUGUUUCUCGCGUGCGCGUCAACCUUUGGCAUGGUGCCCUUUAUUCCAGCAAAGGCCACUCUUGCUUCUUUCAUUCAGCAUCAUCCUGAUGUAAAUGAAAACACUGAUAGUGCAUUGCCUGCUGUGGUGGCUUAGCGACUAAGGUGCCGAGCUGCUAAGCUCGAGGGCAUGGGCUUGAUUCCCUAGCCGCAACGGCCGUAUUUUGGUAGUGGCGAAACACAAAAACACCCGUGUACUUAGAUUUGGGUGCACGUUAAAGGGACACAAAAUUUAAACAAUUAAUUGGUUUAGAUUGAUAAAUUGUACUCUGAGAACUCUAAUGUCGUUAAUUUCACCAUCACCGGUUUAUUAAUAGGGGAGGAAAUUGGACUCUGAAAGUUUCUUCAAAUUUCGUGCCGAAAUCUCCGCGUUUCAUGUCACUGAUUUCAAAGUGAAUAUUGCCGUAUUUCGGCGACAUUGGCUCACCGAAAUUUCCUGAAACUUGCUUUAUUAAGCCUAUCGCCCCCUCAGAGAGCAAUGUACUUCAUUUUUACUGAUUAGGAAAUACGUAUGACCUAGUAGAUGUCGUCAAAGUCUGUGGUGUCAUGGUGUUUGAAGCAGGAAUUUCAGGAUGGUGUGGCCACCUGCAUUUUCUUUUUUGCACAUUUUCUCGCUUACCAAGCAUCUUUUGGCAGCAGGCAUGGCAAUACAGUAGAACCCCACUGUUACGUUCCUCACUGCUGCGUUUUCCCGGCUGUUACGUCGUUUUCCGCCGGUCCCGGCAUAGCUCCCAUAGGAUACAAUGUAUUGGGAACCCCGCUGUUACGUCGUAACUGUCGGACCGUUCCCGUAUGAUACGUCGCGAAGUGCGCCCGGAGCCGACCGAGUGACUACCAAAGAGAGUGGCCAUGGCGCAUUUUCAUGCAGCUUGGCCUCGUUUGACCGUAAUAUUAGCUGCAUGAGAGGCGCAAGCAACAGAAUCUUUCAAUUGAUGCAAACAAAAGCAUGGCCUUCGAGAUUCAAAUUGCAAAGAUGGCGUCUAUGACGUAACUGCUCGCGAAAGCAAGGCCUUCGAGAUUGGCAUUUACUAUUGACAAAAGCAUAGCCUCUGAGAUUUGCAUUGCACAAACAUGGCGUGUAUGACGUAAUUGCUUGCGAAAGCAAGACCUUCGAGAUUGGCAUUUACUUCUGCCAUCGCGUUGGCGUAGACUCAUCAUCAUCGUUAUUUGUCGGAGAACGGGAGGAGUUCGAUCUGGUUGGAGCUCGCAUGGUCGUGCGUGCGGUCCGCGGUCGGACUCGCCGCGCCAGUCGUGAUUGCGUGUGCUUAGUUCUUUCAUGCCUACAGCUGUUGGUGUUAAAAAAAUCACAUACGUUGAUUACAUUUCUGUGGAUAAGGCCGUCCUAAGCUCCGCGUUUCUAUCCAUCGACUAGAUCGCGGCUGAGCGCGCCAAUUUUCGUGCUGCUCGUAAGAAUUGAAAUAAAAUUCUGUACCACUAAAUAUUUUGCCGUUUUUCCUGUUUUUCGGCUCUUACGUUUCCCGUCUCUUACGUUUAUUUCCUACGGUCCCUUCAAAAACGUAUCAGCGGGGUUCUACUGUAUUGGAAUAGUGAGAGUAAUUUGCUAAUAUGAGAAAAAAUCGUUAUUCUCUUCAGUGCCCCUUUAUGAAAACACAGGUUCUCUCUGGACUGCUACAGCAUCUACUGUUCUCACACGUUUUUGCAUCCAGAACCCCAUCAAAAUUCAGUCGUGGAGAAUCGGGCCUGUGACCUCACGCAUAAUUAUGUUGUUCCUUUGCUGCUGUGACAACCAGGCAGGUUAUUUUAUGAAUCGAGUCACCACAGCAAGCUGUCUAUUAUGAAUUCAAUGUCAGCCCACACACUGAUUUUUUUGUAAACAUUCUUUUGGAUUUAAUUUGGGAAGCUUGGUGUGCGCAAAUUUCUAUGCACUGUCAUGUGUACUUUUCUGCUUGGUGUUUCAGUAACAGUUGCAAGAACGGCCAGAAAAAAAGUGGCCGUGGUCGUGCGGAGUACUUAAUAGUUGGUAGCUGGCAAGACCAAAGUGGCUAGAUUGAUGUCUUAAAAUUUUUAGGGAAUAUAUUGAUGUUCCUGGUUCAUGUUCAUGAUGAAGGCAUAUAUGGGGAAUUCAGUGCUUGUACCGCGCUUAGCAUAUCGGCAACCAGGAAUGUACUGUUCCUGUAUUUCUUCGCACUUAUGUCCCAAUCAGAGUCAAUUCUGCGAUGUUGGUUCAUGUUUAGCAUUUUCAAAUUCGUGUUCGGGUUUUGCUAUAAGGGCAAAGCGGGGGCAGAGAAGACUACAUGGAGAAGUCACCACUUGCACAUUUUGCGAGCGCAUCUAUGGCACAGGAAGCACCAUUAGACUGUGUUGGUCACACAUAACCAUGUGUGACCAAUAAGGUAACAUGUAAUUGUAUGUGAUCAUGACGGUUACUUUCCAGUGACACCAGGUGUCAAGCCGUUUUUGUCAGUCCCGGCAAUCGUUCUUGGCUUCAUUUUUCUUGACAAAGGCGGGCGCAGAGAGGGAAGACAACAUGCAGAAUUGACUGCUCACACCUUUCGCGCACGAUGGCAGUAUUACUCUGUGGCCCUAUUUUUUAGCAGUCACGUUUCGUUCGUACCGGCCAUCGCGCCAAUUCUGCCAGCACUGAAAAUGAUGUCAGUGAAGGUGACUGGGCUCAUUAUUCGUGAGGCACAGAAAAGAGUAGAUUGCAUUGGCUGAACAAAAUUUCAUAAAACUUUUGCCAUGUUAAGGCUUGCUUCUUUAGCACACGAUCUGAUCCAUUUCUGCCAAUAAAAAAGGAUAUAGGCACUACCUUACAGUGUCGAAAUUUGUCGUCUCCACGAGUUUGUGCCGGAGCCUCAUGGGUGGUGUCACCUAAAGUAUUUCUUUUUUAGUUUUAUCUGGUUUACCAAGCAUCUUCUCAUGGCAAGAGUAGUGUCAUAUUGUGAAAGGAUUAUUCACUAAUAAGACAAAUUGCUUUUCUUUUUAACAUCCGCAUCCGCUUGAAAUGUUGGCGAUUUGAUAAUGUGCGGUUAAAUAUGUGCAGCUGCUCUGCCAUCUGACGAGAAUUUCAUUUUACACAAAACUGGCGGGGGCACAUCGGUGACUGUAACGACCAGACAAGUUUCUUGCGUCACGCUUUCUCUUACUGUGAUCGUGCCAGGAAUGGCGUAGUACCAUACAGUUUAGUACCUGAUUGAUUAACACAAAGCUGUUGUUUCAGUUGCACUGUGCUUUCCGUGGGACAUUUCAGUAUGUGGUUCAUAUUAAGCAGUGAUGUGCUUUUUUUACACUUUUUGUGUGCUUUUUUUCUUAGUGUUAAAGUUUCUUGUUAUUGCUGUUGUUGCCGGAACUUCUCUGAAUGCUUUGCGGCUGACGUUUGUUGACCAGAACGUGUGGCAGAGUACGCUUGUCUGAUUGCAUUGUGCUGGAAGGAUUGGGUAUCUGCUGUUGCUGAUUAAGCUGUGUGGUUUGUUACCCUGACAUAGAAUGUUAAACUUGAAAUUGGGGACAGCCUAGGAAUUAGGCUUGUGCCUGAACCACAAACGUCUGCGCUGAACGUUGUCGUGACCUCAGUAAGAGCCAUGUCGGCUGGAGUCUGCUGUCAGCUUGUGUUUUCUUUUAUCUGCUGAUAUAAAAUGCCAGGCUUAUCAGAAAAAUAAAACAUCGGUGUUCUUGCUA